Aureococcus anophagefferens is the source of this 1775-nucleotide messenger RNA. RefSeq names its product expressed protein. The record is from RefSeq and is a predicted model, not a curated record. Lineage: Eukaryota; Pelagophyceae; Pelagomonadales; Pelagomonadaceae. Bases 126 to 1745 code for a protein of 539 amino acids. The transcript is spliced from 2 exons.
GCCCAGCUGUGCGCGACCCAUCAGCAGCCCUAGCAUCUCUGCAACCCUACGCAGCCCUCCGCGCCGUCGCCGACGCGCCCCGCGACGCAGGAAAGCGCGCGACAAGCUACCCACAAACUCGAGCCAUGUCGGAGCAGGUCAAGCGCGCGAACCGGCGCCAGUCGCUCAACGCCAUGCUGCGCGUCGAGGGCUUCGACGUCGUCGUCGUCUGCACGGGCACGGAGCACCAGGCGAGCUUCUGGCAGGCGCGGCUCGAGCGCGGCGGGAGCACGAUCGUGCCCAAGGGCGCGACGGUGCUCUGCGUGCACGAGGACUGGAACGGCGGCGCGGGCAACGGCCUGGGCACGCUCUACGCCUGGCGCAAGGCCUGCGCCCUCGCGAAAGCCAAGGGCCGGGGCGACCUCGCCGCGGAGCUCGCGGCCGGAACCGUCGCGGCGGCGGUCUACCACACGGCGGGCAAGGGCACGCGGCUCGCGCCGCUGCCCGGCGCGGAGAACAACAACAAGCCCGGCGUCAAGCUGCCCGUCGUCGCGCCCCUCGGCGCGUCGGGCGCCGCCGUGCCCCUGACGAUUUUAGAGUCCGUCGUCAAGCAGACGGGCGUCUACGCGGCGUCGCGCAAGGGCCGGCUCUCCGUCUUCUGGGGCGACCAGAUCUUCAUCCCGACGCUGCCGGCGACCUACGACGCGCCCCGCGCCCACGCCGACAUCCUCUGCAUGCUCGCGCCCAUGCCCGACGCGAAAACGUGGAAGGACCGGGGUUUGGAGAAGUACGGGCUCGUCGCGGUCGGCAAGAGCGGCGCUGCGUGCCAGAUCGAGAAGGUGGACCACGGCACGGCCGUGGCCAUGACCGAGAGCCUCGGGGGCAUUUCUGACGUCGGGACUUCCCUGGGGUCCUUCUCCGUGACCGCCGCGCUCCUGGAAGCGCUGACGGCGGAAUUCGCGAAGGAGCUCGACGCGAAGCGCGGCUGCUUCGACAGCGACCCCCACUGGUGGAUGCCCAUGACGCUGCCCCUCGACGCCUACGUGGCUUUGAUGGCCAAGAAGGGCAUCGACGCCGUCGCGUCGACGGCGCACCACGGCCGCGUCCGGGCCAUGCUCCAGCGCUUCGACGACGGCGGCAAGCACCUGCUCGGGCCCGUGCUCGGGCCCGUCGACGUCGGCGGCGACGCGUACUGGUGGGACUACGGCCAGCUCAAGCUCUACCUGCGGAACGCGCUGCGCCUCGUCGAGGACGGCGUCGAGGCCGGCGCCAUGCGCGAGUUCCUCAACGCGCCGCGGCCGUGCGGCGCGCCCGACGGCUCGGCGCUCGUCGUCGACGACAAGAGUUGCCUCAGCGACGUCCGCGUCGCCGCGGGCACGUGCCACAAGUCCGUGGCGGCGGCCGUGACGGCGGGCACCGUCGAGCUCGACGGCGCCGUGCUCGUCAACGUCACGGCCGCGUCCGUCGUCGCCGCGCCGGGCGCGGUCGCCUACAACGUCGUCGAGGACGGGCCGUUGGUGCUCGAGGCGGGGGAGGUCGUCACGGACGUCUUCAUGGAGGACGGCACGAAGCACCGCCAGCGGUCCACGACGGCCGUCGACGGCGGCAAGGCCUGGAAGGAGGCCGUCGAGGGCAACAAGUUCUCCUUCGAGCAGGUCUACAAGAUGAACCUCGCGACGGACGUGUCCAAGACCGCGGACCUCGCCGCCGCGGCCCACGCGGACCUCGCCGCCGUCCUCCUCGCGAAGAACCUCGCCGUGCAGUAGGCCACAGACGCCUUAAAGCAAGCCCCCUCU